AUGGCCGACUACUUCCCAGAGUACUCGGCUUGGCUAAGCCAGUUCGAGCUGUUGAAAGAGUGCUGCGACAUUCCUGGGACGGUUACAUUUUGUCAGGAACAUCCCGGGACUGUCAACAAUCGCAAGCACAACUUGCAGGGCAACUGCUUCUUGCAUCAGAUCGCGUUUUGGGGCGUCUCACAGGACAUUGUGGAGCAGUUCAUGCACCUGGGCAGCGACCCCACCUUGCGCAACUACAACAACGACACGCCGAUGGACAUGGCCACGCGAGAGGGGCACGCCAACACCGCACAGGCUUUUCGCGAGGUCUUUGGGGAGCCUCAGGCAUGUGACCAGCAGAAGGCAGACUUCCUGACCGCCGCGAAGACUGGCGACUUUGUGAAGUGCUUCGACCUGCUGAGGGCCCACCCCUGGCUGCGCAACGUGCAGAGCUACAAAGGGUGGUCGGUACUCCACCAAGCUGCCUACCACGGCGUCUCCAGUCGUUUGCUCACCCGGCUUUUGGACCUCGGAGUCAGUGAGGACCUGAAGACCGUGGAGGGUGCGACUUUUCUGGACAUCCUCCAAGAGCAUCAUCCCAACCACGGCUUCUUGGCCAACUCGGAGAGCCCCAGCGCUUCGCGCCUGGGAGUAGGAUCCCCCGUGAUGCUCAAGGGUGGCGGCCGGGGCGUGCUGAGCUCAGUUUCGGACCACUUCGUGCAGGUGCAGUUGCAGAGUGGCGAGGUGGUGGACUGCCUGCGAUGGCAAGUCUGUAGGGUGCCGGCGUCCAUGCAGGACGACGCAGACGACUUGAUCGGCAUGCACUGCUUGUCGUGUUGGUCCGGCAUUCCGCCGACAUGGACCGUAGGUGCCGACUGCCAGGGUGAACCCCACGGCCUAUGCGCCGAGUGUCGGAACGCAUGGAUGUGGUCUCAGUACAACGCAUGCAACGUCCCUCUUCGUUGCACAGAAUGUGACAGCAUUUGCUCCACAGACCAUCUCCGCACUUUGAUUACAAGAGGCACCCUCAGGAGCUGGGAGGAGCAGAAGGACAUGUUCCACACCUCCAUGAGUUACGAAGAGUUCCUGCAAGCACUCGACAACCGACUGGCCGAGAUGGGGGACAUCGAGACAAGAGUCAGCCUCAUCCGGGAACUCAUCAACAAUCACGAGACGACGCCGGAGCCCAUCAUGUACUGCGAUGUGGAAGGAGCCCCAGCCUUUCGGGUUUGCCGCCGCUGCGCGAGCGUCAUCGAAUACGAGAGCCAGUGCAAGCACAUGACCUGCAGGUGUGGGUACAGCUUCUGCUGGCUGUGCACCAGGGAGGAAGACGAACACCAGGAUGGAGAUUGGUGCUACACCCGCCCAUGCGAGAUCGCGCCCAGAGAGAGCGAAGAAGUGAUUCGGCACAUCCUGCACAACCCAAGGUGA
Molecule: messenger RNA, 1410 nt
Organism: Symbiodinium natans
Lineage: Eukaryota; Dinophyceae; Suessiales; Symbiodiniaceae
Source: the annotation of a GenBank genome assembly